Messenger RNA from Phialemonium atrogriseum, 714 nucleotides. RefSeq lists its product as uncharacterized. The record is from RefSeq and is a predicted model, not a curated record. NCBI's taxonomy places the organism in Eukaryota, Fungi, Ascomycota, Sordariomycetes, Cephalothecales, Cephalothecaceae. The transcript has a single exon. Bases 1 to 714 code for a protein of 237 amino acids.
AUGGCCACCACCCACGGCUCCGCAAGCUACCCCCUCCUCUCCUCCAAGCCCUGGGCCAUAAUCGCCAUCCCCCUCGGCGUCGUAGCCGGCCUGGCGGCCCUCGCCGUGAUCUUCCACACCCGCCGCCGCCGCCGCCUAAAGUCCCGCCUACUCGUCUCGUCGGACCCGCGCGCCCGCCAGGCCCUCGAGCGCGACCUCCAGGAGGCCUGGGUCCGCGGCGCGAGCAGCCACGGCAACAGCCAACAACAGCAGCAGCAGCAGCAGCAGCAGCAGAGGGCCACCACCCGCUGGGUCCGGCCCGCGAGUCGCUGGGCCUGGGCACACAACGUCCUCCAGUCCCGCGCCGAGGAGGGCCUCAACGAGCUCGGCGAGGCGCCCCCGCCCUACGACGCGAGGAAGCGUGACGGCGCCGGUGCAGGCCCGUCGUCCCCGGGACCACCCAAACCCCCGGACGGCGUCGAGCUGCGCGACAUGUUGUCCGACGCCGGACGCCGGACCGAAGAAGACGGAGGGGAGGUGCAAGAGGACCACCACCGCCCCGGGGCCAGUGGCCGCGCCGCCGCGGACGCGGACGCCUCGCCGUUGCUGCCGCCGCCGCCCGGAUACGUCGAACGAGUGCCCGGCGGACGGGGUGCAGGGCAGCAACUAGACUGGGGCGGGGCGGCAGUUGCGCGGCCGCCCACGGCUGUGCUGCCGGGUCCGCGUUGGGCGUAA